AACGAAGCCCCGCCUACUCCUCAACGUUGUUGACUGCGGCGGAGACGCGCCAGAUCACUUGCAGCAUCUGUAAAGGACAUGACUAGACUGAACGGACAGAGAAUGGACGCAAACGUCGUGGUACUCGGCACAGACAAUGUUGGAAAAUCUGCACUUAUUGUCCGAUUCCUGACUCGUAGAUUCAUCGGAGAAUAUGGGGAUAUUGAGUCCCUUUACACUCACAAUGUUGUUGUGGAUGGACGAGAGCAAGCUUUGAAUAUAUGGGAUGCACCAUAUUCACAGCAGGACCUGUCUUCCGAGUCCUUGAUGUACGAAAAGAGAGUCCAGUGGGCAGAUGGCUUUGUGCUGGUCUACAGCAUCUGUGACCGAGCCAGUUUCAACGCGGUCUCCAGACUCAUUCAAAUAAUCAAAACCAAUAAGGACAUUCUGGGCUUUGAGAAGAUGCCAAUAGUUAUUGUGGGAAACAAGAGGGACCUGCACCACCAUCGUACAGUCCUCAGCGAAGAGGGCAGGCUGCUUGCACUCUCUGCAGACUGUCAGUUUUAUGAAGUCUCAGCUGCUGAGAACUACCACAGCGUCCUCAUGGUUUUCCAUGGGCUGGUGGAUCGCAUCAGGGAGUCCAGGGUGUCUGUGAAAAAGUUAGCAGGCAUCAAGGGCAUUGUGAAGAGCAUGUCUGCAGUGUUCACCCGCAGGCGAACAGAUUCGCUGUGAAGCUAAUGGGAGCUCUGGAAAUAAAGUUUAUGUGGUCUGAUAUGACCUAUUUUAGAUCCAUUGAGAGGGACGAGCCGUUGCUGUGGCUUGCAUGAGAGUCUGGGAUCUCUCAUGAGACUACAGCUGGAUCUUCCGUGUGGGCAACUAAGAGAUUGCCCUAGUUUGUCUGCUUAGGCGAUGGCUUACAUUGAGAACAUGUUGACAGUGGAGAGUUCUCAAUAAAAUGCUUAAGAUGCUAUGUGGCAGCAGAUUAUAUCAAUCAUAAGUGGAGGGAAUAUUCCAUUGUUUGAUGAUAAAUGUGUAAUUUAACCUUUAAAAGGAAAAGUUCAGCCAGAAAUGAAAAUUUGCUGAAAAAUUUCUCACCCUUAGAACAUCCAAAAUGUAGAUGAGCUUGUUUCUUUAUCUGAGUAGAUUUGGAGAAAUUACAUCACUUGCUCACCAGUGGAUCCUCUGCAGUGAAUGGGUGCCGUCAAAAUGAGAUUCCAAACAGCUGAUAAAAACAUCUUCGUAAUUCACAAUUAAUCUACAUAAACAACUGUUUUGGACUGUUUUUGCUUCUAAACUGUACUUGAUCUGUGAAUAUUUCUCUUGAAUCAGAUGAGAUGACUUUUACAUUGGAAUAAACAUUAUUAUGGAUAGAGGACUCAUAUUUUAGUUAGAAGCAAUGAUUUGACAUUACAAUGUGACAUUACAAUUACAAAAUGUGAUUUGAUGGCUGCAGUUAUGUGGAUUAUUGUGAUGUUUUUAUCAGCUGUUUUAAAUCUCAUUCUGACGGCACCCAUUCACUGCAGAGGAUCCACUGGAGAGCAAAUGAUGUAAUGCUAAAUUUCUCCAAUUCUGUUCAGAUUAAGAAGCAAUCUCAUCUGCUUCUUGGCUGGCCUGAGGGUGAUUUCCAGCUGUUAUUUGUAAACAGGAAAGAUGUCAGUGCUUCUGCAAAUAAUCAUGAAUGUUGGAAGAAGGUAAACACUGUGGUGAGGAUGGCCAUGGGAAUUUUUCAUGAUUCAGUGCUGAUGUGCUGUGGCCUAAAAAUAUAAACUGAUGCAAGACAACAUUGUCUUAUGCUACAUUUAUCAAAUACAAAAGGCUCCAACAGUAUCAGCUAUUAUCAUUCAAGGAGCUGUUAUCAGCUCAAGGCCGUCUUGCAGUUCAAUUACAAAGUUUGAUGAUUGCGCCUGUGUGCAUUCAGAUAACAGCACAGAAUGUGUUUUUUUCCAGCUUCUUUUCUGAGGCUGUUUAAGUGCUUUAUGGAGAACAUGUAUUGGUUUCUAGACCACACUGUUUAAUAAUAAAUAAAUAAAAAACA
Cyprinus carpio (common carp) is the source of this 2014-nucleotide messenger RNA. RefSeq names its product ras-related and estrogen-regulated growth inhibitor-like protein A. The record is from RefSeq and is a predicted model, not a curated record. Lineage: Eukaryota; Metazoa; Chordata; Actinopteri; Cypriniformes; Cyprinidae. Gene Ontology annotation, molecular function: GTP binding; GTPase activity.